This is a messenger RNA of Nicotiana tabacum (common tobacco), 4453 nucleotides long. RefSeq lists its product as uncharacterized. Gene Ontology annotation, biological process: RNA processing; negative regulation of RNA catabolic process; regulatory ncRNA-mediated heterochromatin formation. The record is from RefSeq and is a predicted model, not a curated record. Lineage: Eukaryota; Viridiplantae; Streptophyta; Magnoliopsida; Solanales; Solanaceae. Gene Ontology annotation, molecular function: protein binding. Gene Ontology annotation, cellular component: catalytic step 2 spliceosome.
GUUUAUUAGUAGUUUAUAGAAGAAGAUUGAAACAGAGUCCGCCAUGGAAGAAAUCGAAUCAAAAAGUUCAUCGCUAUUUCCCGUUUUCCCCCAAUCUCAGAUAUGUGCACCGCCCAAUCCCUCCACCUCACACGACGCCGUUCCUGAAUGGCUUCGCAAUUCCAGCUUCACAACCGACAUCUCCGUUAUAAACAACACCGUUUCAACGAACUACGGUAAUAUCCAGUUCCCCGAGAAUCUAGAAGACGAAGAAGGAGAAGACAUAGAAAAGGAAGAGGGAGCACGGUAUGAGUUGCUGGACUCGUCCGCGUCGGAGCGGGGCCACUCGUCUACUUCUGAUGAUGAUGAGAGAAAGAGUAAGAAGAAGAAAAAGAGGAGAAAGAAAAGGCAGCGAUUGAGUGAUGAGGGCCCACAUUAUGACUAUGCACUUUCUUCUUCUAGAAAACGUGAUGUUCGAACUUGGGCUUCUUCUUCAGCUACUGCUAAUGAUAAAGACUAUUACUUUGACUCUCGUGGCGAUCGAGACAAUUUAGCUUUUGGUACUCUCUACAGAAUGGAUGUUGCUCGUUACAAGCUUCAUAAUUCGAGGAAAAACUCUGAGCUCAAUUACUAUAGGCUGAAUGAUAAGAGAACUUUUGAAAGAGAAAGUGAUAUUGAUGCGCUGGACAAUAAACUAAGGUCUGGAGGUCGCUAUUGGUCUGCAACAUACGCUGCAAUUGAGCACCAUAAGAACUUGAAACGUCUAAGAUUUUUGGCUCCUCUCAAGCCCAUGAUGAGCAUGCCAGCUGAUUUCAUUUCAUUGCCAGAUGAAGUUAAGUCAGAUGAAGGAAUCAGAGGAGAUACUGUUUCAGGUAAUGCAGUGGUUGAGGAAUCUUGGGAGGAUGAGGUCUUUCGCAAAACAAAGGAGUUCAACAAAAUGACAAGGGAACGACCACAUGACGCGCAAAUUUGGUUGGCUUUUGCGCAGUUCCAAGAUAAGGUAGCAAGUAUGCAACCACAGAAAGGUGCCCGUUUGCAAACACUUGAAAAGAAGAUCAGUAUUCUGGAGAAGGCUACUGAGCUGAACCCUGACAGCGAAGACCUGCUUCUCUCUCUUAUGAAUGCUUAUCAGAGCAGAGAUAGCAUUGAUGACCUGAUUAGUCGAUGGGAGAAGAUACUUCUCCAGAACUCAGGUAGUUACACAUUGUGGAGAGAAUUUUUGCGGGUUGUUCAGGGCGACUUUUCAAGGUUUAAGGUUUCUGAAAUGAGAAAAAUGUAUGCAAAUGCAAUCCAAGCUUUAUCUGGUGCAUGGUCCAAGCAACAUAGGCAGGUUUCUGGAAGUGCUAAUUCGCCUUCUAUGGAUCCCGCUAUUGUAAGACUUGAACAUGGUCUGGUUGAUAUAUUUCUCAGUCUAUGUCGGUUUGAGUGGCAGGCUGGGUACAGAGAGUUGGCUACUGCCAUGUUCCAGGCGGAGAUUGAAUACAGCUUGUUCUGCCCUUCUUUACUUCUUAGUGAGCAAAGUAAGCAAAGACUAUUUGAGCAUUUUUGGAACAGUAAUGGUGCUAGGGCUGGGGAAGAUGGUGCACUCGGCUGGUCAAAGUGGCUGGAGAAAGAGGAAGAGCUGAGGCAAACUAUGAGGGAGGAGCCUUCACAUGAUUCUGAAAAAGGUGGUUGGACUGGUUGGUCAGAACCGUUAUCUAAAAGUAAAGAAAAUAAUGACGCUAUAGAAAAUAUAACAGAGACAGAUGGUGCUCUUGACGAAUUAGCUGAAACAAAAGAUGAUGAGCAGACAGAUGAUACUGAAGCUUUGCUGAAAAUGCUUGGGAUUGAUGCUGCUACUGAAGCUAAUGGUGAGAUUAAAGACACACGAACUUGGACUAGGUGGUCAGAAGAAGAGGUAGCAAGAGACUCAAGCGAGUGGAUGCCAGUCCAUGCUAAAACUGGGAGUUCUCAUAGCGAGGAUCCUGCUGCUGCUCCAGAUGAGGAACAGCUUUUGAGAGUAAUAGCAUAUGAAGACGUGAGUGACUACCUGUUCUCGAUAAGUUCUGAAGAAGCACGUUUUUCCAUGGUAUCGCAGUUCAUUGAUUUUUAUGGCGGGAGGAUGGCUCAAUGGACUUGUACAAACAGUUCAAGUUGGGCUGAAAAAAGCCUUAGUUUGGAGGCAAUGCCAGACUCUCUCUUUGAUGAACUAAGAAGAGUGCACGAUGUUUUAACCAAAAAAGGAAGGAACCAAAUUGAUACAAGUUUGGAGCAAGUUUUUAGUAGCUCCGAUGAUAUCUCUAUGAGGACUAGCAUGAUGGAAUUUGUUCGAAAUGCUACAUUGCUUUGUUGCACUGUAUUUCCCCAAAAUCACAUUUUGGAAGAAGCUGUUCUUAUUGCGGAGGAGCUAUCAAAUACAGCGAUGAAUACUUCUAGUUGUUCAGUAACACCAUGUCGAACUUUAGCAAAAAGCCUUUUGAAGAGUAACCGUCAGGAUGUAUUGCUUUGUGGAGUUUAUGCACGAAGAGAAGCAGUAUUUGGAAAUACUGACCAUGCUAGAAAGAUUUUCGACAUGGCAUUGUCUUCAAUGGAUGGAAUUCCACAGGAUUUUCAGACGAAUGCAUCUCUCCUAUAUCUCUGGUACGCUGAAGUGGAGCUCGGAAACGGUACUCGUGGAGGCUCUGUAUCAGCGGAAUCAUCUUUACGUGCUAUGCAUAUUUUAUCUUGCUUGGGAAGCGGUAUGAAAUACAGUCCAUAUAAAUGUAAACCAUCAAGCCUGCAACAGCUGAAAGCACGCCAAGGAUUCAAAGAACAAGUGAAUAUGCUAUGUUCAUCAUGGACACGCGGUUUAAUUGAUGAUCAAUCAGUUACUCUCAUAUGUUCAGCUGCUUUAUUUGAAGAGAUAACAAUUGGAUGGACUGAAGGUGUUCAAAUUUUGGAGCAAGCAUUCACGAUGGUGCUUCCUGAAAGGAGGCGGAACAGUAGUCAUCUGGAGCAUUUGUUCAACUUUUACAUGAGGAUGCUUUGCAGACAUCAUCAAGAAAUGAAGCUGUCAAAAUUUUGGGAAUCUAUGGUGAAAGGACUGAAUAUAUAUCCAUGCAGUCCAAAUGUUUACAAUGCUUUAGUUGAAAUUGGCCAUCUCUAUGUGUCACCCAAUAAGCUGCGGUGGAUCUUUGACGAAAAUUUCCAAAAGAAACCAUCGCUUGUUGCUUGGCUCUUUGCAUUAUCAUUCGACAUGAGCAAAGGUGGUACAGAGCAUAGAAUACGCAGACUUUUUGAGAGAGCAUUGGAGAAUGAGAAGCUACGUAACUCAGUUUUAAUCUGGCGCUCGUAUAUUGCCUAUGAAAGUGAUAUAGCAUGCAACCCUUCUGCAGCUAGAAGAGCUUUUUUUCGGGCCAUCCAUGCUUGCCCGUGGUCAAAGAGGCUCUGGCUUGAUGGUUUCAUCAAGUUAGCUUCUGUGCUUACAGCAAAAGAGUUGUCGGAUCUCCAGGAAGUAAUGCGGGAUAAAGAACUCAAUUUGAGGACUGAUAUUUAUGAAAUACUAUUGCAAGAUGAUGAUGAAUCUUAAGUCGUGAAAAUCAAGAUUUCGCCAGUUUGGGAUGGGUUACAUGCCUGUUAUAUGACGUGUCACAUUCUGUUACAUGGCUGUUGUCAGGGCUUAACUAUGAAGCACCUGCCCUUGGUUGGCUUCGUACAAGGGCGUGAGUGAUGCCUUUGCGCUUAGUAUAUGCUGUUACUGUCAUGUUGUGAGUAGAAAGAAAGAUUUUUCUUUCCAAUGAUGAUAACAGAAACUGUAGAUAUUGUAUAUGUAUUACUUGUGUGAUUAGUUGUAUGACAGCCUGGUGAUGCCUUUUCUGUAAUCAUUCAUCAUAACGUGAUUAAAUCAGCAGCUAGUAGUGAUACAUUGGUAACUUGGUAAGUGGAUGGUUGAUGUUACAGCUACCCUCUGAUGAUAUGCUUCAAUCUUCUACCAACAAUAGAAGAAUUAGCAAAAAGAAAAGAAAGUGUCUUGCGAAGGAUUACGGGAAACGCAUGUCCUUCUCUUGACCCUGAGCAUUUCUCUGGUAUACAUAUUUCUGUUAUGUUUCAUUCUGUAGCUUCCAUGGCUAUAAUUCCAGUUUGUGAAGGAAGAGAUGACUUAGUUUGCAUUGUUGAAACGCAGUUGUCUUUUCUUCCCCUUUUGAUAGUGGUCUUAACUGUUUGAAUAAACUCCCUUGUUUUUCCGCAGAGAUGACUGAUGGCUUCUAAAUGCACUACCCAAGGGCCUCUAAUGUGGUUAGUUAGGCAGAUAAUUACACCUAUGCUAUGCAGUGAGCAGCACUUCCAACGAUGGGUUAAAAAAGACUCCUAAGCCAGCUUUUGUUCCUCUAGGGAGCCGCGUCUCCUCGACGGUUUCAAGCAAAUUUUGGUUGCUGGAAACGCACUACGGCUUUUUUCUCUUCAGAUUUUUGUAAUAAGUCACAAUUGCAGCAUAUUUACAUUUAUCAUUAUUUGA